Endocarpon pusillum Z07020 is the source of this 1314-nucleotide messenger RNA. RefSeq lists its product as uncharacterized. NCBI's taxonomy places the organism in Eukaryota, Fungi, Ascomycota, Eurotiomycetes, Verrucariales, Verrucariaceae. The record is from RefSeq and is a predicted model, not a curated record. The transcript is spliced from 4 exons. Bases 1 to 1314 code for a protein of 437 amino acids.
AUGGCAGGCACUCGGUCUUCUUCUCGCCUGGCAGCACAGAGUUCUAGCCCAUCCUCUUCACAAGGGAAAUCGUCAUCUCCCAAAGCCUCUGCCGGCACGAAGCGCAAGCAGGAUUCGGACACCUCACCUGCUGCGAAAAAAGGCAAAACCACGAGCAAGAAAAAGCAGAAGACACUUGAAGAGACUGUCGGAUCUAAUGAUGCCGACCAAGCGGGUGAGAAUGAAGCAGAUACCAAGAACGGAGAUUCGAAGCCGCGCAUAGACAAUAGUGAUAGCAACGGUAAAGAGGAUGCCACCGAAACUCCGACAGCUGACGGCAAGGGCGAUAAGGACGUUGAGAUGAAAGACACCAUCAAGCGCAAUGAAGCAGAAGAGGAGGGUUCGAAGAAGGAUGUCAAUGUGGAGGCUCUGGACUCGAAACCUGAUGCAUCAGGGGAGCCUGAGGAUGGCGCUGUCGAGCCUACCGAGCGUGAAGACGAGACACCGGCUAGCAUACUAGAGAAAGGUAUCAUCUAUUUCUUCUUCCGCGGAAGAGUCGGCAUAGACGAUCCCUCAAGCGUUGAUGAUAUUGCUCGUAGCUACAUGGUCUUGCGACCCUUGCCGCAUGGCGCAAAAUUGGGGGAAGGCGAGAUUGGUGAUGCUGGGAAUUGUCGCCUGCUUGCCUUGCCGAAGAAGGUGUUGCCAGUCAGUGGCAAGGACCGUUUCAUGGUCUUCGUCGAGAAGACCAAGAUGACUUUUAAGGAUCUCAAAGAUUCUUUUCUGUCCGCUUCGGACUACGCCACAAAGACUGCUGGUACACGACAUACCCCAGCAGCUACGCCUGUGGGCGAAGGAAUCUACGCAAUCACAACCACUGGUCGAGAAUCACAUUUAGCUUAUAUUCUCACCAUUCCCGCAGAGCUGAGUGAAGUUCAGCAAGAUAUUGGACUUCGUGAAAGGGGCAGCUUCGUCACCAGUACUAAGAAUCCGAAGUAUCCUGGUCCGGCUAAUGCCAACCUACCUAAAGGCCCUGAUUACCCGAAAGAUGUCCUCGACGAAUUCCGAAGCUUACGAUGGAUGCCGCUCCAGCCAAAGCACCUUGAUUACGUCAAUACGCAAUUCCUGGUCAUCGGUGAAGGUCAGGGAGAUAUCGACAAAGCCACACAGCCGCAAGCCCAGGACGAAAAGGAGGGUAAGGAAAAGCCACUUGAGGAGCUGGAAAACUUGGAGGGCGAGGAUGAAAUUCGAGUCAAACAUCUCAAUGGCGAUGAUGCUGUUUUUGCCGAUCUUCAUAUCAGCUCGAAAGACUACCCAAAAGUGCAAACAACAUGGUAG